GACGAACGGGUGCAAAUAGUGUUCCUCCAAGAUUGAUUAGCUCAUAAGCCAAAUCGCGACUAUUCCAAUUGGCGCAGCGCGGUACGAUCGAAACAUUGGAUAAGAUGAACGCUGAUUACAAAACAAGUUGGCCAUUGGAGCCAUUCAACGAUGCAGUGAAUGGACUAGACCUCAGACGUGAGUGGGAAGAAUGGCACCGGUCAUUCGAGCUACUGGUGGAAAUGCGCAACGUCGGAACGCAGCAUGAGAAGCUGGUGCUCUUGCUGACUCUAGGCGGUCGUGGCUUGCAACGAAUUUAUUAUAAUCUCGGCCCAGUUAGUGAUGAAAUUCAACCAACGCCAGUUCCAAUACCAUUCAUGCCAUAAGAGGAUCCAGAAUAUGAUAACGCGAUAAAACGCCUUCAAAAGUUUUUCAUCGGAAAGAAGAAUGAUCGCAUCAAGCUGGAAUUGUUCCGUUCAAUGAGGCAAUCAAGCGACGAAACAUUCUGAGAUUGAGAACACAAGCCACGCGAUGUGAAUUCAAGGACCGUACUGAAAUGGAAAUCCUACAUCAAAUCACGAUGGGCGCUAAGGACGAGAGAGUAUGCGAUAAAGGAUUGGAGAAUGAUCAACUUGGACGAACUGGUAAAUUAUGCAGUAACCCGCGAAAUACUGAUGAAGCAGAAAGAAAAGACAAAGCCAUUCGGUAACGAGAUUGGACCGGUAGCUGUGGCUGCUGUCCGACAAACACAAAUGCAAAGACCAUGAUUCAGAAGCGUGCGAGAGAGUUAUACCGGUAACCGUACCUUCCGUGAGAGGUCCUUCAACCGAGACAAUAGACCGAUCAAGCGGGAGACCAUGUCCGAAUGUGGUCGGUGUAGCUCAGACCGUCAUCAAACGGAUUCGAAUGGAUGCUCGGCACAGAAAUCAAGAUGUAAUAACUGCGGUCGCAAAGGCCACUUCGCUCGAAAAUGUUUCACAAGGCAAACCGUUGAACCCAGAUACAACACUCAUCGAACUCAAAUCACCGAAGAGGCUAACACUCUUGGAAGAGAUGCCGAAUGGAAGGAGGAGCUGCCCCACCGUCCAGAACCAGGAGAAAUGCUCAAGGUAGAUGAAUAAUUUUGUCACUAGAAUUAAAAUAUAUUUUGUAGAAUCCUUCAAAAUCGUAUAAAAUACUUCUAUAAAUACACUUAUUUGUUUUGUUCUGUCUUCACAUUGGUACGUGGUAUCUAUAGGCAACAAUGUCGAAUCGGAACAGUGGCACUAUCACAUGUUUUGUUGACAAAACUCCGAUAGACUUUCUCGUUGAUUCGGGGGCUUCAAUAAAUACUGUCACGAACGAAGCAUGGCUUGCUCUAAACGAACAUAAAGCGAAGAUAUUCAAAACUAAAUUUAAAUGCGAUCGUCAAUUUAGGGCAUACGCAAGCGAAGCACCACUGAGUGUGCUUUUGGUAUUCGAAGCAUGGAUCUCGAUCAAUGAUACAAAGCCGAACGCUUAUCCCGAAUUGUAAUAGAAGGGGCAAACAAAUGCCUUUUGAGCAAAAGGACCGCAGAGGAUCUAAAGGUGCUGAAAGUCGGUUUAGACGUCUGCAGGGUGGAAACAGAAAUUGACCCCUUUCCAAAGUUCCCAAAUAUACAGGUGAAGCUGACAAUUGACAAGAGCGUGCUUCCGCGGAAAUUAGCUUAUUUGCGAGUUCCUGCUCCGUUAGAAUCACAAGUUGAUGCAAAAAUUUCUGAAAUGCUACGUAGGGAUAUCAUAGAGCGAGUUAAUGGACCCCCAGAAUGGAUUUCUCCUAUGGUCGUGGUUCCCAAAGGCAAAAACGACGUUCGACUCUGUGUUAAUAUGCGUUAUCCUAACGAAGCUAUUCAGCGAGAGCACUAUCCGUUACCCGUUAUCGACACGUUCCUUAACAAAUUGAGGGGAUCUACCUUUUUCUCCAGACUUGACAUUACAUCUGCGUUCCAUCACGUUGAAUUGCAUCCCGAUUCUAGAGCGAUAACCACGUUUAUGACCGGAAGAGGGCUUAUGCGAUUUAAAAGGUUGAUGUUCGGCAUUAACUGUGCGCCCGAGAUUUUUCAGAGAAUAAUGUCGGAAAUGUUAGCAGGCAUUGAAGGCGUCAUAGUAUACAUUGAUGACAUCGUUAUAGCGGGCAGUACAAUAGCUGAACACGAUGCACGACUUGCAGAAGUACUGGAAGUACUCAAAGAAAACAAUGUAAAAUUGAACGAUGCGAAGUGUUUGUAUCGUGUCAAAGAGCUGGAGAUUUUGGGCUUUAAGGUCGAUGCUCUACGCAUUAGCCCAUUCAACGAUAAAGUUGAAGCAUUAAGAACUUUUCGCCAACCUGAAACGAAAGAAGAAGCAAGAAGUUUUUUAGGACUCGUAAACUUUGUAGGACACUUCAUACCGAAUCUAUCCACAAGGAGCGAACCAUUGCGACAAUACAUUCGAGGAGAAGUAAGCGCAUAUGGAGAAGAACAGCGCAAAGCCUUCGACGACCUUCGAAGUGAAUUCUCACGUGGUGUUCACAAGCUGGAAUUCUACGAUCCAAAAGACGUAACCGAAAUGUAUGUCGAUGCUUCCCCAGUGGGCUUAGGAGCUGUUUUGGUGCAGAGAGACAAAUCGAAAAUACCAAGGGUAAUAAGCUUUGCGUCCAAGGGAUUAACACCGGCUGAAAAGGUUUACCCACAAACACAGCGCGAGGCAUUGGCUGUUGUUUGGGCGGUAGAGAAGUUCUAUUUAUAUCUGUUUGGUUUACACUUCACCGUUUUCACCGACCACAAAACGCUGGAAUAUAUUUACGGAGGAAAACAUCGCGAUGGUAGACAUGCAUGCUCUAGGGCCGAAUCCUGGGCGCUCCGUUUAUUGCCUUUCGAUUUUGAAGUGAAGCAUAUCCCAGGAGUAUCCAACAUCUCAGACAUACUGUCAAGGCUUCGUCCGGCAUCAGUUUCAGCGUUCGAUGACGAUUCAGAACAUUUUUUGUUCGCUAUCGGUGACAACCCACUCGCUAUUAGUUUGGAUGAAAUUAUUGAAGAAACGCGUCGAGACGAGAUGCUUAUUGCUGUAACUAAUGCAUUACAAACAGAUGAAUGGCCGAAACACCUGUUUCGAUAUCAAGCAUUCAGAAAAGAGCUUGGUAUAAUCAAGGGAGAAAUUGUUCGCGACGAGAGGAUAAUUCUUCCAGACAGACUCAGAACUAAAGCGCUAGAUAUCGCACAUCGUGGACACCCUGGUAUUGUCACCAUGCGUAGGAUCCUCCGCGUAAAAGUAUGGUGGCCAUCGAUGGAUCGUGAUGUGACUAACAGAGUUCAGGAAUGUGCAGGAUGUGCUACCGUGCGCAACGAGUACUCCCCUGUAUCCAUGAUGAGGAAAGAAAUGCCUGAAAGGGCUUGGCAAGAAAUUGCGGUAAAUUUCUUUACAGCAAAGGAAUGUGCAACAUUUCUAGUAGUUGUGGAUUAUUUUAGUCGCUUUCUACAGGUCAUUGAAAUGAAAAGCACAAAUGCCAGCAAAACUAUCGAGGCUUUGGAAGAAAUAUUUUCGCAACAAACCUACCCUGAGACAAUCAGAAGCGAUAACGGACCUCCGUUUUCUAGCGAGGAGUUUUCGAGGUACUGUUCACAACACAACAUUAAACUAAUCCGUACAAUCCCUUACUGGCCGCAAAUGAACGGGUUAGUAGAAAGGCAAAACCAAGGCAUUUUAAGAACAUUGCGGAUUGCGAAGGCAACAAAGACUGACUGGCGGAAGGCACUGAAGGACUAUGUAUUCAUGUAUAAUACUUCGCCCCAUUCAGUAACAGAUAAGGCUCCUAUGGAGUUGCUAAUGGGUCGGCCAGUCAAGGACAUGCUACCAUCUCUUAGAACGGAGCCAAGAUUACGCCUUGAGGAAGAUGUAAGGGAGCGAGAUGCUAUCAGAAAAAUGCAAGGAAAAUUGUAUGCUGAUGAGCGUAGACACGCCAAGGCUUCUGAAAUCGAGGUUGGGGACACAGUUAUGAUGAGAAACUAUGUCACAGGAAAACUUGAGCCAAAAUUCCGUCUUGAACUAUUCAAAGUUAUUAAGAAAACUGGAAACGAUACGAUAAUUGCUAAUGAAGAAGGACUAAUGUAUCGAAGGUGCAUAACUCAUCUACGAAAAUGACCAACUUCAAGAUCCACAGAAUCAGACACAGAAUUAGCUCCAUGCUCAACCGACGAUGUUCAUUCCCCUUCAAAGGAUUGCGACACUCAAUCAUCUCCGGUUAAUCAGGAACAACCAACUCCGAUUGUCCCGGAACAACGAACUCCAGCAAAACGAACUCUAAAAAAACCAUACGUCGCAGCGGAGGAGCAACCGAAGCGCUCAAGCAGAAAAAUAAUUGUUCCACAGCGUUACAGUCCGUAGAUGAAACUGUUUGGAGCUUUAGUGUGAAUGUAGAGGAUAAAUACUGCAAACAAAAAGCAA
Armigeres subalbatus is the source of this 4419-nucleotide messenger RNA. It is a transcript of the gene ppk12, whose product is annotated as pickpocket protein 28. Gene Ontology annotation, biological process: DNA integration; sodium ion transmembrane transport. The transcript is spliced from 2 exons. NCBI's taxonomy places the organism in Eukaryota, Metazoa, Arthropoda, Insecta, Diptera, Culicidae. Bases 1720 to 4116 code for a protein of 798 amino acids. Gene Ontology annotation, cellular component: plasma membrane. The record is from RefSeq and is a predicted model, not a curated record. Gene Ontology annotation, molecular function: ligand-gated sodium channel activity; nucleic acid binding.